CUGGCUCCUCCUACCUGCUUGGAGGCACAUAUCAGUAGCGACUUGAGGAUGCAGGGCGCUCGGCAGCUCAUGAAGGUGUUCGUGACCAGAAGGAUCCCGCAGGAGGGGAUGAGAAUCCUGACACAGGCUGCAGACCUCGACGUGUCGGUGUGGGACUCGGACGAGCCGGUGCCGCGGGCGGAGCUGCUGAAGCGCGUAGCGGGGAUAAACGGCAUGCUGUGUCUGCUGACGGACCGCAUCGACGCUGAGGUGCUGGACGCCGCAGGGCCCAACUUGAAGGUGAUCAGCACUCUGUCUGUGGGGUUUGAUCACUUGGCCAUAGAUGAAAUCAAGAAACGUGGGAUGCGAGUUGGGUACACACCAGACGUUCUGACCGAUGCCACGGCCGAGCUGACGGUGGCCCUGCUGCUGGCCACCGCACGGCGGCUGCCCGAGGGUGUGAUGGAGGUCAAGAGUGGCGGGUGGAGCAGCUGGAAACCCCUGUGGAUGUGUGGCUAUGGUCUGUCAGGCAGUACUGUUGGUGUCAUUGGACUCGGACGCAUAGGCCUGGCCAUCGCCCACAGACUGAAGCCCUUCGGUGUGAAGAAGCUGCUGUACGCAGGAAGGGCCCCCAAGCCCCAGGCAGCAGAAGUGGAGGCAGAGUAUGUGCCUUUGGACACACUGCUGACAGAGAGCGACUUCAUCGUGGUGUCCUGCUCCUUGACCCCUGAGACCAAGGGGCUGUGUGACAAAGCUUUCUUCAGCAAGAUGAAGAAAACAGCUGUCUUCAUCAACACCAGCAGGGGUCCAGUGGUGAACCAGGAGGACCUGUAUGAGGCUCUGUCCAGCGGUCAGAUCGCUGCUGCCGGGUUGGACGUCACUACACCCGAGCCCCUGCCCACUGACCACCCCCUGCUGACUCUGAAGAACUGUGUUGUCCUGCCCCACAUUGGCAGUGCCACCUACUCCACGCGUGGCACCAUGGCGGAGCUGGCGGCCAACAACCUGCUGGCAGGGCUGAGGGGAACGGCCAUGCCCAGCGAGCUCGCCCUCUAGCAUCCCAGCCCCCACCCCAGGACGGCACUUCAGUGACCCCCACACUCCUCUCUGCUCAAGGAUCUUAACAAGUACAUGGCAUUGUUUUUACCCCAGAAAAUGAGGCGCAGGGUUAGAUCGUUGUUUGGAUGUACCAAGCGUUUACAAGUCUGCCUUUUAAUGACUGUCAGCUUGCUUAAUUUGUCCUAACGAGCGCGUUCCCCAGGCUUCAUUUUGACAUGCUUGUAGACUUACAUCUGAAACCUAUAUUAAUUGCGGACUCCAUUUAGAUGUUAUUUCAUAACUGGCAGGCUGACAGCAGCCCUAAGCGCUCUUUAAUGUUUAGUUAAUAGCUAAGGGUAGGUUGUUGCCAAAAUGUGAACUCCAGAUGAAGGGAAAUGUGUUAAAUGUUUAGAUUGUUAUAGACUUUGAGAAUAGGAGGCAGGAUUGUAAAACUGCAUGUAACAUCACAGAAACCUCACAUAGCACUUAAAACACCACCAUUCACCUGGCAGCACUGAAAGGCAUGUCGUUGGAGGACCAGGGUGAAAACACUGUGCCAAGCAUUUAUUUAACAUCCCUGUACAACACUCCGUAAAUUUACUUAAAUAAUGUGCAAGUGCUGCCAUGAGAACUGGGCCGAACUACAGCACUCUAGAAAUAAAAAUAACCUGAUGGCCUUAACCCUCACCCUUACUCUGACUCAAGCACUGGUCUCACGUCUUUGAUACCGCGUCUCGGAUCUUCCCUGAACGGACCCCACCCCCUACAUCACUCCCAGCACAUGUGCGUUGGCCUUGCUCCAACAUUCCUCGGACAUCUCUGUCGACACAGGAUGCUUCUAGCCCAGGGUCACGGCCUCUCCACCCGGGAGGGGGUCAGAGCAGGACACGGGCGUGAGGUUACGUCUGGCAGCGUCCUCUCAGCCGUGGAUUUCACCUCCAGGCUCAGAGGCCAUCGCUAGGAGGCAUACUCCUUCAGCCCCCUCAGGCUGCAGAGACUCAUGUUAGAAAACUGCACGCAUCUCAUGUUUCUUUGUUUCCUCUUGAUCCCUGCCUGAUCUCCACCUCCACAGCUGUGAUCCGGUGCAGAUGUGUGAAUGUUAAUGUCAGUAAAAAGUCAGUUCAACCUGCCAUCUGUGUCACUCUCUCCAGUUCAUUUGAUGUGG
Molecule: messenger RNA, 2182 nt
Organism: Megalops cyprinoides (Indo-Pacific tarpon)
Lineage: Eukaryota; Metazoa; Chordata; Actinopteri; Elopiformes; Megalopidae
Gene: grhpra
Product: glyoxylate reductase/hydroxypyruvate reductase a
Exons: 10
Coding region: 49-1035 (328 amino acids)
Cellular component (GO): cytosol
Molecular function (GO): hydroxypyruvate reductase (NADH) activity; hydroxypyruvate reductase [NAD(P)H] activity; NAD binding
Source: RefSeq, a predicted model, not a curated record